CAAAAAACCAGCACUUAACACCAUGACCCCCCCUUCCUGACGUCGCCCUCACACCAGACUCUAUUUCCUCACCAUCGCUGCCAUGUCGCUCAACGCAGAGCCGUCCGUGCCCGAGGAGCGCGAGGCCCAGCACCUCCCACCCAAGUCGUACGCUGCAGCAGCCGAAGAGGCCCUCGCUGUCGCCCUGGCCCCAGAACCAGAAUCACAUGUGAACGGUACCGGUGGUACCGACGCGUCGAAUCGAGCUGAGAAUAUUGAGAACAUACAGACAAAUGGGAAGAUCAAGAUACCCGCAGACGAGCACCACCAGCAACAGUACGAAGGCGAAGGGCUGGACGGCAUCCCCAAGAGCCCGCCGAGAGGGCAUCGCCGGAAGACGUCGCGCAACUCGAACGGCUCAAUUGGACAGAAGCACGGCGAGCACAUUGAGCAUGUCGAGCACCUCGACCUUCCAGUGCACGUCAAUCACCACGUCUACGAGAAGCACCAGGACGGCAAUGGCAAGCCGCUGACGAGCGUGAAGCCCGCGCAGAGAAGGGACACCCUGAAGUCGGGCAGGCAGGCCGGCGCUGGCUGGCAGAGGAGCAAAAUUCGAUUCGCCCCCCUCAAUGUGCCCCUCCAACGCCGUCUGCAGACCCUCGCCGUGCUCAUGCACACGCUCAGCAUCGCCGGUACCCUCACCAUCUUCUUCUUCCUCUGCAGCAUCCCCUUGCUGUGGCCAAUUCUCCUCCCCUAUCUAAUAUAUGUCCUCUUCUCCAACGCUGGCACGUCCGGCGAGCUCUCCUUCCGCAGCGAGCGGUGCCGCCGAUGGUCGGGGUGGUCCCUUUUUGCCUCGUACUUUCCCGCUCGCCUUCACCGCUCGCAGGAGCUGGAGCCGACGCGGAAAUACAUCUUUGGCUACCACCCACACGGCAUCAUAUCCCACGGCGCAUUUGCUGCCUUCGCCACCGAAGCUCUCGGCUUCUCGCAGCUGUUCCCCGGCAUAACCAAUACCCUCCUCACCCUCGACUCCAACUUUCGCUUGCCCCUCUACCGGGAGUACGCCCUCCGUAUGGGCCUCGCAUCCGUCUCGCGGGAAUCCUGCGAAAACAUCCUCUCCAAAGGCGGCCGCAACGGCGAAGGCAUGGGCCGCGCCAUCACCAUCGUCGUAGGCGGGGCCCGGGAAUCGCUCGACGCCACGCCCGGCAUCAUGCGUCUCGUGCUCCGCAAUCGUAAGGGCUUCGUCAAGCUCGCUAUCCGCACCGGCGCUGACCUCGUGCCCGUGCUCGGCUUCGGCGAGAACGAAAUUUACGAACAGCUUAACGUGAAGUCACACCCUUACGUCCACAAGUUCCAGCUCCUGGUUAAGAAGCUUAUGGGGUUCACUGUGCCGAUUUUUCAUGCUAGAGGGAUUUUUAAUUAUGAUGUGGGCAUGAUGCCGUAUCGACGGUCGAUGAAUGUUGUUGUCGGGAGGCCGAUUCAGAUUGUCCAGGCUCAGCAUCCGGACAAGGAUUAUGUUGAUCAGGUGCAUAGUGAGUAUAUUGAGGAGUUGACGAGGCUGUGGGAUGAAUGGAAAGAUACGUUUGCUAAAAAGAGGCUGGGCGAGCUGGAGAUUGUUGACUGAGUGAGCAGUAGGACGCGAGGGGCUGGUUUGUAACAUUUUUUGUACAGUUGCUUUUGUGGGAUUCUGUCCUUUUUGGUUUUGCGGGUAACGGCACUCUUGGCUUGGGAACGAAACGGAAUUUGACGGCCGAAUGGGUGGAGACUUGUGCUCAUGCCACUGGCUCAUCGUUCCAGGGAGAGCGGUUAGUAUAAUUGAGGGAAUAUAGAUCUACGGUUG
This is a messenger RNA of Lindgomyces ingoldianus, 1819 nucleotides long. RefSeq names its product diacylglycerol O-acyltransferas-like protein 2B. The record is from RefSeq and is a predicted model, not a curated record. NCBI's taxonomy places the organism in Eukaryota, Fungi, Ascomycota, Dothideomycetes, Pleosporales, Lindgomycetaceae. Gene Ontology annotation, cellular component: endoplasmic reticulum membrane. The coding region runs from base 83 to 1603 and encodes 506 amino acids. The transcript is spliced from 2 exons. Gene Ontology annotation, biological process: triglyceride biosynthetic process. Gene Ontology annotation, molecular function: diacylglycerol O-acyltransferase activity.